AUGGGUGAUGCGUGUCAAGCAUGUCUUACGAGGGUUCCUCAUGCCACUCUUAUAGCAACGAUAAUGUGCUGUUUGGGCGUGGGGGUAUUUUGUGGUACCAUGUACCGUGGAUCAGCGCUCUCAAUAUUGAUGUUUGACGAAGUUUUUCACUUUCGUUUAAUAUUCAUAGAAGCACUUCAAAUGAUAUUCAUCGUAGGAAGCGCUUGUAUGGCAGCACUAGGUUUCAUGUUGUUAUGUUUGGGAUGUCUUACAACAGGUGCUACAAGACAAAAGGUGUACAGAGCAUGGAGAGCUCGAGUCGGCGGAAGGAUAUCUUGCGCAGUCUUUAUGAUUAUAACGUAUAUUUUAACCUUCAUAUGGCUGAUUCUCUUGGGCUUUUUAGUCAUAACAACAUUCCUAUUUACAAUAUUUUGGAAACUGUGUUCGAAACCGAAAAAUAUCGACUUAUCGACAUGCAUCGAUUUUACCCAAUUUGACUUCAUGUUUCCAUCUUCUGUUAAACAGGAAGACAUGAAAAUUUGCGAAGCGCACAAAAUAAAAGUAUUUUGUAAGGAUUACGUUGAAAAAGCAGAGUUCAUGUUUAUCUUAGCGAUGGUAUCGUGUUUGCUAGUCAUAUUGAGUUUAGUCCAUUACUUGAUGUGCUUAUCGGCUAAUUAUGCUCAUAUUCGAGACCAUGGAAAAUUCCAGGAAUUACAAGAACUUCAGUAUCUCACCAACCCGGACCUACACGCAUCUAAGGACAGAUUCUAGUAUAUGGCUCGCGCACCAUUGUUGCGCUCCCUGGAAGCAUCUACUAAAAUGUGACAUAGCAGUAAAAUAACUGCAUUUUAAAAUGUCAUAAUCGUGUGUUCACUGACUAAACAAUAUCAAAAGACUGACUCAGUGGAUGAUUAAUCCUAGAUUAAACAUAAAGUCAACAUA
Melitaea cinxia (Glanville fritillary) is the source of this 921-nucleotide messenger RNA. RefSeq names its product neuronal membrane glycoprotein M6-b (gene M6). The transcript has a single exon. The record is from RefSeq and is a predicted model, not a curated record. Lineage: Eukaryota; Metazoa; Arthropoda; Insecta; Lepidoptera; Nymphalidae. Gene Ontology annotation, cellular component: plasma membrane. Gene Ontology annotation, biological process: neuron projection development. Bases 1 to 750 code for a protein of 249 amino acids.